CAUUAUUAAAGGUAUAUACACCUACAUUUAAACAGCGGUAUUGGUUAAACGUGGCCCCCGAUCUAAAAUGUCUUUGACACCCCUGCUUUCUAUAAAAAAAAACAUGUUCCGUGUGUUUCCAAUAUUAUCAAAGUAAGAGUUGACCAAAAAAAAAACUUUAAUUUUUUUUUUACUUUGUUUUAAGUUACGAGUAGAAAAUGGACGAGGUGGAUAAUCCUCUGUCACAACGUAAAUCGCUCAUCUGAAAAUAUACACGACACAUUCCACGCUCGCCUCGCAGCUGCCGCGUCCGUUCUCAUGAUGCGUUCGCGUGUCAUCGCCGCGCUCAUGAUACGAUCGCUAUCGCAUCUGCUCGGUCCGUGAACGCAACUGGAUGUGAUUAUUUGCGGUAUAUAUCGUACCAAAAAAAAAAAAAAAAAAAAAAACACACACCACGAAGCGCGCCUUUACUGCAAAGAGGAGCCGAGCGAAGAGGGGGGAGUGGUGCGGGAGGCGAAGUUUUGUCCCUCAAAGUUUAUGUGAGCUUUCUAGGCGGGGUCUGGCGUACUGUACGCUCGCAGCAUGGAGUGAGAGAAGCAGGACGGCGAGUGAGUGCCAUGCAGCAGCACGCCGAGCUUCCACGCAACUUAACUAAGCUCGUCGGCGCGUCCUCCGUGUGAAAAGUCACCAUGUACUCCCCGUACUGCUUGACACAGGAUGAAUUUCAUCCCUUCAUCGAGGCCCUCCUCCCCCAUGUCCGUGCCUUCUCCUACACCUGGUUCAACCUGCAGGCCCGUAAGCGCAAGUACUUCAAGAAGCACGAGAAGAGGAUGACCAAGGACGAGGAGCGCGCGGUGAAGGACGAGCUGCUGGGCGAGAAGCCCGAGAUCAAGCAGAAGUGGGCCUCGCGCCUCCUGGCCAAGCUCCGCAAGGACAUCCGGCCCGAGUUUCGCGAGGACUUUGUGCUCACCAUCACGGGGAAGAAGCCGCCGUGCUGCGUGCUGUCCAACCCCGACCAGAAAGGCAAGAUCCGCCGCAUCGACUGCCUCCGCCAGGCCGACAAGGUGUGGCGGCUGGACCUGGUGAUGGUCAUCCUCUUCAAGGGCAGCCCGUUGGAGAGCACGGACGGGGAGCGGCUGGUCAAGUCGCCCCAGUGCUCCAACCACGGCCUGUGCGUCCAGCCGCACCACAUCGGAGUGACGGUCAAGGAGCUGGACCUCUACCUGGCCUACUUUGUCCACACACCAGAACAAUCGGGACAAUCAGACAACUCUAACCAGCAAGGAGAGACGGACGUCAAGCCCCCGCCGAACGGCCACUUGAGUUUCCAGGACUGCUUUGUGACUUCAGGGGUGUGGAACGUAGCCGAGCUGGUCCGCGUGUCGCAGACCCCAGUCGCUACGGCAACUGGCCCAAACUUCUCCCUGGCUGACCUGGACAGUCCUGGGUACUACAACAUCAACCAGGUGACCCUGGGACGGCGCUCCAUCACCUCCACACCCUCCACCAGGACUGAAAUGGAGCUUUAUGCAAGUCUCCCACGGAGCUCCAACAAGCGCAAGUCCAUCGACGACAGCGAGAUGGAGAGUCCCGUGGACGAUGUCUUCUACUCGGGCCGCUCGCCAGCGGCCGGCAGCAGCUCACAGUCCAGUGGCUGGCCCAAUGAUGUGGACGCAGUGCAGCACCAUUUGGCCAGUGUGCAGGAGAGGAAGAUUAAGCAUGAGAGCGAUGGAGUGCAGUUUCCUUACCAUGGACUGUCAUCGCCUGGUUCUCUUAAGAAGCCGGGGAAAUUCGAUUUCAGCGCCCUGUCCUCCCAGACGAGGUCCCCCCGCAUGGCGUUCACCCACCACCCACUGCCAAUGCUGGCGGGAGUGAGACCAGGGAGUCCCCGUGCUUCCGCCUCGGCCCUGCACUUCCCGUCGCCCUCCAUCAUCCAGCAGUCGAGCCCUUACUUCACCCACCCGACCAUCCGCUACCACCACCACCCUGGACAGGACCCCCUGAAGGAGUUUGUGCAGUUUGUCUGUGCUGAUGGCCCGGGGCAGGCCGCCGGACAGCCAAACGGGAGCGGCCAGAGCAAAAUGCCAGGCUCCUUCUUGCUGCCUCCACCUCCCCCAGUGGCCCGCCCAGUGCCCCUCCCUAUGCCCGACUCUAAACCCAACAGCACGCCCCCUGACGGCGGACUCUCCUCGCCCGCAUCUCCGUCAUACUCCACGCCAGGCGCCACAGCUCCCAACAGGUUUGUCGGCAUCGGAUCACGGGACAACAACUUUCUGAACAUCCCGCAGCAGACACAGUCUUGGUUCCUCUGACAAGAUCUGUGUGCAAACCAGCAACAGGAAUUCUUUCUUUACAAUCAGAAAUAGAUGAUAAUUGUCCUCCAAUCACAACACAGUACAGCGACGGGCCAUCACAGCGUAUCUCACCUACCCUUUAGCCAAAACCCGGCGAAUCAGCGCAGGAAAAUUCAGCAGCACUCAGAGGAAUUCUGGACUCAUCGUAAUCAGUCAGAGGAAGUAGCCAUACGGAGCAAAGAACGCUCGGUGGGAAGAUGACGGCAUGGACAAGAGGAGGGCAGGAGAGCGAAGGGUAAGGUGACGAAUGCUUGUCGGAGGGAUGUCUCCUGAAAACAUCAGCACAACAUGACAGCGGCGCAGGACAAGCCUGAGGACAAGAACUUGGCUACACAGCUGUCCAACCAACAUUUGAGCAGAGCCCACAAUGAAAUAUAGAUUUCCAGUGAAAGCCGCGGUCCAGGCUCCACCCAAAACCAGUCAACGUUUCCCUCCCAGAACGAAACGUUGGCUCGAUAAAGGUCCCUUCCGCUAAAGAGACGCCAUGCCAAAAUAUCGCUUGUAGGCUAGCACUUACAGGCUCAAUCAAUUACCAGGAAUCCUAUCGAUGUGCACUAAUUGCCUACGAGGCAUGGAGAGUCAACCGCGAGUUGGCACAAGAGACCUGUCACGCGUCUCCCCCAAAGUCGAGACCCACCGCUCUCGCAUCUCACACUUUGGUAACAGGAAGUCCGGUCAGACAAAAUCUGUGCCAUGAACGCAGCAUUUUGUGACAUGAAUUUCUCGAAAGGUGCGCUCGCAAAGGAAGCCCAGUGAGGCGUCACCGCCCCGUUUGGUUGGCGGUGCAAAGCAACUCUGUCAAACACCAACGUAGAUAGCAGCUACCCACCCUCCUCCCCUCUUGUAAAGUCGGCGAUUGCGUCUGGUAUCUUGUGCAUGUUCUCUUAUUUGACUUCCUUUUGGAUUUGUACUAUUUUAUAAUUGUUUUAUAUUUGAAUGACAGCACCUUAUGAGGAAAUACAGUAGGACGUUGCAAGGUGGUUUAGCGAAGCCCACGGUCACGUGUGGAGGACGGAGAAGAAAACAAUUCAAACAUUUCGGGGAAACUUUGCUUCUGAAGAAGAUCGAUUUGCGUUCAAAGGAUUGGCAAUGAUAACAGUGGGCGUGCCAGCAGCUGGGGCGCGCUCCGAUUGGUCGGUGAAGCCAGUUUGUUCCAAUAUUUUUACCCCAUUAGAAACGUAAAGAAGCUUUCGUUUAUUCACGCCCUUAUUGGUCAGUGCCAAACACACAGGGUUCAUAGAGCUUUGGGUAUUUGUUAUCCUUUUGAUUUGAUUACAACCUGGGAUGGGCAUUUGACUUAGUUCCAAUCAAUAAAUUGUCCAUACGACACGUUGGACUGGUCGCCAGCCAAUCACAGGCCACCGAUAAACAAACAACCAUUCAAUUGUUUACCACAGUGGAACCCGUUUGAGUUCACCCCGUCAAUGUCCGCAGCAAGUUCUGUUCCAACCUCUUCUGAAUAUUGCCCCCCAAAAAACUACCAAGACAAACAUAGUCCACAGAAUUUGGGACACAAAAGGGUAAAUUCGAUGAAAAAUCGGCCUGUUUAUGUUGACAAGUGUUAUAGUUAAGCGUGUAUGUAUCGAAUGGUAUCGGCUUGUGUCUAAAUUAUUAUAUUUUAUUUUAUUUUAUUUAGUUAAGCCCUUUACAAAAAGUAAACAUGGUGGGCUAUGAGGAGCUACUCAACAGCUAAGCACACAAGUUAGACAUGCGUAAUAAGUGCUUUUAAUUUAACUAUUGCAGUCGAAAGCAUGACUUUUGGCAAUAUAAACAAGUAUCAAAUCAUUAAUGUUGUAUAUUACUUACAGAUACAAAGUCUCCAAGGGAAAAAUAAGUAUCGUAGAAAUUAUCCAGUAACAAACAUGUGCGCAUCUCUCAAUUUACAUUAAUUUAAUGAAUUAAUGUGACCCCUUGGUGUCGCCAAAAACAAAUUAAUACUACACUUUAAAAAUCAUACAUUUAGUGUUUUUAUACCCACUAUUGUUUUCUGUUUGACUAAUUUCACCUUGAACAAGACGCUACUAACAUUCCGCACUACAAAUGAUAAAAAGCAUUAACUAUGAUCCGUGCUGAUAUCGUAUCAGAUUAAUAUCUGUAUCGGCCAAUACCCAAGGCUCCGGUGCGAUAUUGUAUCGUAAGUGAAAAAGCAUGGCAGUAUCAACAUGGUUUCUAUACCAGAGCAUGUAUGCCUUUUUAUAAAAAGUACUUUGCAAACGUUUGUUUCCUAGCAUAAUUGAGGGUCGUUCCAUUCGUUAAAACUUGCUAGAAUUUUAUAAUUCAGCAGUUCUCAACACAAACCCCCCAUAAUUUGCUCUGUAGCUAGCGCCACCAGUUUCACAGUAUCGGCCAAUACCCAAGGAUCCGGUGCGAUAUCGUAUCGGAAGUGGAAAAAGUUGCAUCGAGACACCCUGGUGGUAGUAUUGAUGUCAUCAUCAUUGCUACCGUCUUCAUUAAAACUUCUGACUUCCUGCUCAGUGCAAAGUCAGCUUCAGAAUAAAAGCAUGGCAGUAUCAACAUGGUUUCUAUACCAGAGCAUGUAUGCCUUUUUAUAAAAAGUACUUUGCAAACGUUUGUUUCCUAGCAUAAUUGAGGGUCGUUCCAUUCAUUAAAACUUGCUAAAAUUGUAUAAUUCAGCAGUUCUCAACACAAACCCCCCCAUAAUUUGCUCUGUAGCUAGCGCCACCAGUUUCACGGUUCGUCACAAAAUUUGGUGGAACUCAUCAUGUUAGAACUCAUGUUACAAAAUAAAACGGAAUCGGCCAUUUUGGUUUGGAACGGCCAAUUUGGGAGAAAAACCAGGGGUUGAACUUUGACUUUGACCAAAUGAGCCCAAAUUUAAAUCACGGACACUAGACAGAUACUGUAAAACUUCUUACUUCCUGUUCAGUGCAAAGUAAGCUUCGAAAUAAAAGCAUGACCGUGUCAACAUGGUUUCUAUACCAGAGCAACUGGCUAAAUGCGUUUUUUAUAAAAAAAUUAUUUAGAUUUGCGUGUAUACAAAAGACAUGAUCAUAGUUUCUGUCAUGCCGACGAAAGUAUGCCAACUUAAGCGGGUUCCACUGCAUUGCCUUUUGUUAAUCGUCUUUCGAACACGAACAAGUCGAGUGUGAAUCAACAGCCGAGAAGUGUAGUCCAUUCUUACCUUAAUUUCUACAAAGCAAUAUUUAAACAUAUUUCAGCAGUUGAUCAACAACGCCCGUCCCUUUUUCCAACGCAUUAUCAGAAUUUGUCAUCUGUCACACUUUGAACGCGUUCGAAUCCUUACGUUUUGACCCCCAAAAAGCUGUAUGAACCCUGCAAACGUAAGGGCGGCAACUGCAAACUCGAAGGUUUAGACAAUCAAAAGAAGGAGUAUUUCCCGGGAACCGCUUGAGUGGAGAACAGUCAACCAUGUGGAGCAUGGCUGAGUCUGUGUGGUCAGCGAAACGGAAAAGAAGGGAAAAGGUUGCUGAAUACGGGAAAGUUGUUCUUUUUCUGUCUCCAUUUAAAAAAAAAAAAAUUAAAAGUUUACCUGUUGUUUACACUCCCAGACGGACCGCUGCUCCAAGAGCGGAGGGAACCACGCUGCGGAGCAAAAUAAAUAUGUGACAUAUCGGUCUGUUUUCAGUCGCCCGUUUUUUUUAAAGCUUAAAGAAAAAUGGUAAAUGAUGGUAAUCUCAGCCUUUUUUAUUGGUUUUAUCGAUGAGCCCUUACUGAUUAAAAAUGCACUAAAACAAUCACGCCAGCCAACCUUUUUUUAAAUUUAUUUUAUCUGUGUUGACGCCAUACCUGUCAACGCUCCCGUAUUUCGUUCCUACAUUUUUCCCCGUGUUUAAACUCCCAAAAAUAGAAUUUUAUAGGACUCAUAUAAUCAGUUCUUUUAAUUUGACUUUCCUUGUAAUAUUCCCUUUUUUUUUUGUAUUAAAUGACUUUUCUAUUUAAUCAAAAAAAAUCUUAAUACUGCAACUUUUCUUAAGAUAUUUGACUUUUUAAAUGUUUGGGUAGAAUUUUAUUAAACAAAACCAGUUUUCUUUUAAGUAAUUUUGACAUUUAUCAGAGCUGUUUUUCAAUUUUAUGGAGAAAUUUACUUUUUUUGCACCCAAUAUUAUUACAUUAUUUUGAAUGGGGAAUAGAUUCUGAAUCAAAUAGUUCACCCCGAAGAAUCGAAUGAAAAUCAUGUGGUGCCCAAAGACACACAGCCCUAAAAUA
Molecule: messenger RNA, 6521 nt
Organism: Entelurus aequoreus (snake pipefish)
Lineage: Eukaryota; Metazoa; Chordata; Actinopteri; Syngnathiformes; Syngnathidae
Gene: nfixb
Product: nuclear factor I/Xb
Exons: 13
Coding region: 669-2291 (540 amino acids)
Biological process (GO): regulation of transcription by RNA polymerase II
Cellular component (GO): nucleus
Molecular function (GO): RNA polymerase II cis-regulatory region sequence-specific DNA binding; DNA-binding transcription factor activity, RNA polymerase II-specific
Source: RefSeq, a predicted model, not a curated record